GUGAUGAUGAUGCAUCCCUUCCCAAUAAUGGCCUUGUUCUUGUCUAGUCCUCAAGAGUUGUUGACAAAAUAUUAUUCACCUUGUAGGUGGUCAAUAUCUCGGCAUUGUUCCAUUAGUAGGAGAAAUAGGUGUUGGAUUGCACGAGCAACCGAUGUAAAGAGGAUAAAACAAACCGUUUCAGGAGAGAAUAACAAAAGUCAAGAACAAAUUGCUAUACAAACAACAACACCCAACCAACAGUGGUUGUGGUUGAAACGAAAGAUCAAUUCUCCUUUUGCUCUAAUAGGUUUCGUGGUAAUCAUAAUAUCGAUGGUGUUGCGUCCUAAACCUUCUUCCAAAAAAGAAAAAAGAGUGACGGGGAUUUCUUCUUCUGUUCAACGUUCAACAAAGUCUUUACUAGACCCCAUCAAAGAAACAAAUAAUAACCCAACAAGGCUAGAAAGUUUCAGAGCCAUUCCUGCUCCAGCUGUUACUAGUGAUGAUGCUUUGGAUAUGUUGGAAGAUAAUCGAAAAAAGUUUAUCAUCGUGGGUGGUAAAGGAGGAGUUGGGAAAACUAGUAUGUCCUCAGCUUUAGCUACAAAAUUUGCAGAUGCUGGGAAAAAGACUCUUAUUAUUUCAACUGACCCUGCACAUUCUUUAUCUGAUGUAUUUGAUCAGAAUCUUUCACGUGGAGAAGCAAUUCAAGUGAUAGGAAUAGACAAUUUAUUUGCAAUGGAAGUAAAUCCGAAUGAUUUGAAAGAUACUUUCAAAUUGUUGCCUGCCAACCAAAGAAACGAACUUUUAGGAAUGGGAGAUAUGGGUUUGGAUGAGUUGGAUAGUCUCUUUGAAACACUUCCUCCAGGAUUUGAUGAAGCAGUAGCUUUGGUGGAAAUCAUUCGUCUGAUUCAGGGAGACCCUCAAUAUGCAAAAUAUGAAAAGAUUAUCUUUGAUACUGCCCCGACAGGUCAUACACUUCGUCUUCUUUCAUUACCUGACUUUUUGGAUGGUUUUGUUGGCAAAUUUUUGUCAAUGAAGAACAAGUUUUCGAAUGUAAUGAAUUCAUUUAAAGGCAUGUUUGGAGGUCAAGAGAACGAUAAUUUAGAUUCUGGAGACUUGCAAGAGUUGAAGAAUUCCAUGAAAGUUGUGAGGGAUUUAUUUCGAGAUGAGGAACAAACGGAAUUUAUUGUUGCAACUAUACCGAAUAUGAUGGCCAUCUCGGAAAGUGUACGUUUAGUAAAAGAACUGUACAAGGAAAGAAUUCCUGUGCGUCAUUUAUUCGUGAAUCAAGUUCAAGUUGAGAACAAUCACUGUUCCUUUUGUUGUGCUCGAUAUAAGGAACACAAAGCCAACUUGCAGUAUAUUCGAGAACAAUUUCAAGGCUUAAGAAUUACUCCCGUGCAGUGUUUUGAUAGAGAAAUUAGAGGUUUAUAUGCAUUACGAACGAUGGCGAAUCAGUUAAGCAAAGACUAGUCAUGUGAACACAAAUAUAUCGGUAGA
Molecule: messenger RNA, 1476 nt
Organism: Galdieria sulphuraria
Lineage: Eukaryota; Rhodophyta; Bangiophyceae; Galdieriales; Galdieriaceae
Product: arsenite-translocating ATPase, ArsA family
Exons: 9
Coding region: 4-1449 (481 amino acids)
Biological process (GO): post-translational protein targeting to endoplasmic reticulum membrane
Cellular component (GO): GET complex
Molecular function (GO): ATP binding; ATP hydrolysis activity
Source: RefSeq, a predicted model, not a curated record